AUGUCGAAGCCCUGGGGUGGCGUCGGCGCGUGGGCGCUGGACGCCGAGCGCGCCGAGGAGGAGGAGCGCGAGCAGGCCCUGUCCUUCCCGGCGCCCGAGCCGCCCGCGGCCGCGGGCGGCGCCGCCAGCUUCCCGAGCCUCCGCGAGGCGGCCGCCGCGGCCGCCGGGGGCAAGUCGAAGAAGAACAAGAAGGGCACCACGCUGUCGCUGUCCGAGUUCACCACCUACGGCGCGGCCGCGGCCCAGCGGCGCGCGGCGCCCGUCGAGCCCAAGGGCCUGACCCACCAGGAGAUGAUGAUGCUGCCCACGGGGCCCCGGGAGCGCUCGGCCGAGGAGCUGGACCGCUCCCGCGGGUUCCGCUCCUACGGCGGCGGCGGCUUCGGCGGCCCCGGGGGAGGCGCCGGAGGGGAGCGCCGCGGCGGCUUCGACGACGAGGACCGCCGCGGGCCGGGCAGAAGCUCGGAUCUUGACAUGCCCUCCCGCGCCGACGAGGCUGACGACUGGGGCGCCACUAAGAAGUUCACCCCGGCUCCCGCCGACUCUGGCCGCCGUGAUAGGUUCGGCGGGCCUUCCCCUCUCGGCCGUGCUGAUGACAUUGACGACUGGUCGCGCGACAAGAAGCCGCUCCCGUCGCGCUACCCCAGCCUCGGUUCUGGAGGUGGCUUCCGCGACUCGCCGGGCUUCCGCGACUCAUCAGCUGCUUCUGAUUCUGACCGUUGGGUCCGUGGAGCCACCCCGAUGCCACACAACGGCCAGGGGGCGGGGGAGAGGCCGCGCAUCGUCCUCAAUCCUCCUAAACGUGACCCGACAGCAGCUGCCUCCACCCCACCUGCUGAGGUGGCCCGCAACCGCCCAAGCCCGUUUGGGGCUGCAAGGCCCCGGGAGGAUGUGCUGGCCGAGAAGGGGGUGGACUGGAGGAAGUUUGAGAAUGAGAUUGAGCAGAAGACCAGCCGGCCUAACAGCUCGCACUCCAGCAGGCCGAAUAGCGCUCAUUCCUCCCACCCGGGGAGCCCUGGGUCGCAGGUUUCUGCCGUUGGGAGUGAAGGAGCUCCGAGGGCACGGCCAAAGGUUAACCCAUUUGGUGAUGCCAAGCCAAGAGAAUUGGUGUUGCAGGAAAAAGGGAAAGAUUGGAGGAAGAUUGAUCUUGAGCUCGAGCAUCGUGCUAUAAAUAGGCCAGAGUCUGAUGAAGAAAGAAAUUUGAAAGAAGAAAUCAACCUUCUGAAGGUGGAUCUUAAAGAAAUUGAGGGAAAGAUGAGUAAUGGUUCUGACCAGACAUCGGUAGAUGCAAAAGAUUUGUCUGAGAAGAUAUCCCAGUUGGAAAGCCAGCUUGAGCAGCUUUCAAGGGAGUUGGAUGACAAGAUUCGAUUUGGGCAAAGGCCACGUUCUGGUGCAGGCAGGGUUACAACACUUGCACCAACUAGUUUAGGGGAGGAACCACAGGCUACAGUGGUGGACAGACCGCGUUCUCGUGGUGGUAUGGAACCACCCCCAAGGCAGGAAGAAAGAUGGGGAUUUCAAGGAAGCAGAGAAAGGGGCUCUUUUGUUGGAAGCAGAAAUUCAGACAGGCCAAUGGCAAGACAGAGAUGGUGA
Molecule: messenger RNA, 1590 nt
Organism: Miscanthus lutarioriparius
Lineage: Eukaryota; Viridiplantae; Streptophyta; Magnoliopsida; Poales; Poaceae
Source: the annotation of a GenBank genome assembly